Messenger RNA from Theobroma cacao (cacao), 517 nucleotides. Lineage: Eukaryota; Viridiplantae; Streptophyta; Magnoliopsida; Malvales; Malvaceae. The record is from RefSeq and is a predicted model, not a curated record.
UGUGUUUUUAAUUGUUCUAAAUUAUGUUUUAUUUUAUCAGUACUUGAAGUUUAUGGCUAGAUGGGAGCAGAAAAAGUCUGUCGGUGGAGGAAAAAAGAAGGAAGUGAAGGAGACUGGUUUAGGUCUCUCUUUUACUAAGGAUGAAAAUUUCAAAGAAUGGUACUUUGAGGUUGCUGUCAACGAUGAAAUGAUUGAGUACAAUGACAUUUCUAGCUAUUAUAUUCUGAGGCCAUGGGCAAUUUCAAGUGGGAGAUUAAGUCAUAUAAUAUUUAUACUCAUUGCAGUUUAAGUACUAAAUAGCAAGUGUUAAUUAAUUACAAGGAAAAAAAUGGUCAUGGAUGUCAUUCCUUAUUAUUUUUUUUCUUUCCCUUCCCUUUAACUUAUCUAUGAUGUUAAAUUGCACACAUUCUUUGAUGUGGAAAUCAAGAACUACCUCUCUUUGUAUCUCCAAGUGUUUUGCAAAAAGAGAAAGAUCACAUUGAGGGUUUUGCUCCAGAGAUGAGAACUAAGGUUUUGG